AGAAACCUUCAAUGAUUCAAGUCACCUUUCAAAUGAAUGCUGUAUCUCAACUGAGCAAAAUUCAUCUGACAUUAAUAAUAAGACCACACUCAUCCAAAAUGAUAACAGAUGUCAAUGAUUCUGUCGUUUUGCACAAAAAAAGUUAUAGAACAAAUUUGAGAAACGCUGAAUUAAGUAAACGUACAUUUAGAAUAUUUUUGGAAAAACAGAUAUUGUCACAUGUGGAGAUAGAGAUUCAGAAAAAUAUCCAAGAACCUCAAACACCAUUAACACCUAAUUUUAAUUUUGAUGAAAACGAUCUUACUUUGAGCAAGAUACGAAUAACGCUUUCUCCGUUUCAAACAAUCGUACCCGAAGAGAAAUCAUUUAUAAAAAAUAAUUCAACCCUAUCAAACUUUGAAACUAAAAUGUGUUCCAGUAAUAGAGCUGUAAAAAUAACUAAUGCAAUCGUAAAUCGUGACAUUGAUUCUGAAAUUAAUAUAUACGAGAAUCCUGUUCGAAAGAAAUCAAAAAUUUCUACUGCACUUGUGUCUAAUCAAAAUACCUCAAGCCCUAAAAUGAAUAUAACAGUUGAUAAGCAAUCCAACUGUGCGUUGAUGUAUGUUAAUAGUCCAGAAUGGUUUCAAGAUAACGAGACUGUAUCAGUUCAUGGUUCUUUACUAAGUGAAACUAUUUCGGACGUUAGCACGUACAAUUCAGAUUUAAGAAGAAAUACUAAUCAUAAACGAUGUCGUUGGAAACGCAUACUUUUUUGUUGUGUUAAUUGAGUUUGUUAUUUACAUCAACUGUACAUUAACAAUCAAAAAAUAUAUAUUUGAG
Molecule: messenger RNA, 819 nt
Organism: Trachymyrmex cornetzi
Lineage: Eukaryota; Metazoa; Arthropoda; Insecta; Hymenoptera; Formicidae
Exons: 2
Coding region: 12-767 (251 amino acids)
Source: RefSeq, a predicted model, not a curated record